ACCAUACCCCCCUCUGCUGUAUUUUCAGACUGGAGCUGCUGAAGCUCGAUGCUCAUACCACCGAGUCGCUCCGCGUUGGACACCCACCCUUCUCCACCGCACCGCCGCCUCAGCUGGCGGAGAAUUUCCGUCUGGGUACAGGAAGAUGGUGGGAGUGACGGGAGCUGCGUUGUCUUCCCCUGGAUAAAUCGGGAAAACACAUGAAAACGUGUUUUUAUUAGCCUACUUAGGCUACCCGGACCCGGGCAAUAGGGAGGUAACCUUAACCGUCACCGAACCUUUCGAACGGAAGAGGACGCGAACGCAACAAGGAGUGGACUCUCUCUCGGGCUAUGCUUCUUCUGGGCACAUGCAUGCAGACAGCCUAAUCUCGAGCUAUCCAGACUUGAGGAAUUUAUGGAACAGACAGACAGCACAUUUCGCGAACUAUGUCUUAUUCGUUGGUAAUUGAAUAAAGGGAAGCAGGAUCAAGGAUAUAUUGUUUCUUCCUCAUGGGAAUUCGGUAUUCCUUAGGGGAAAGCAAAGAGGAGGAAAUUCACAGAAUCUCUCCAUGCACUCAAUAGUUCUUCUCUACUCCACGCGUUUACAGUCCUGGCUACUUCUGUAGCCUAUGACGAAGGAACCACGGCCUGGGGAAAAAAAGUUUCUACGCGUUGGAUACAGAAGGGAGCACAGUAGUGACGUUUCUGGAGACGUUUUUGCUUCAAUUUUAAACGGCAGUUUUUGUUUUUAAAAGCCUGUCCUGUUCAUUGGAUAGGCCUAUUCUAUGGAAAAUGUAAAUAUUCGAUAGGAAUAUUUAGUAGACAUAAUUUGACAGUUUUGUAUUUCAGUCUAUAUAUUUAAUAGACUAUUCAUACAAGGGUGGGUGUUUCUCAUAGCUUUCUGUUUUGCCAUCUAUUACCAACAAGUUUGUUCAAGACUCCAGCCUACUAAAAGGAGUUGGCUUAUAUCAGCUCAGCUGUCAUAUUUUGGGCACUUAUUUCUCGAUUUAAAAUCGCUUCUCAAGGUCUUAUAAUUACUGUAUCUGUACAGUCCCUGUCGUCUUGGAAGUGGGGAUAUUACCGAUGUAGAGAUCCGUAGAGGGAGGUCAGGAAAGGACGGGGCUGGAGCUUGGGAAUAGGCCCGGCUGUGGAAGAACUACAGACUGGGUAUGGGGGACAACAGCUAGACCGCUAAACGGACGCUGCCUACCUGGCUGCUGGUUUGGGGUGGUCGUGAACCAACCGACCCACCCACCUACCCGACAGCCAAAGCCUAACUCUUCAGCUUGGCUAGCAUAACACGAAAGUAUUCACCCACACUAGGGCUUUGAAAUAGUCAGAAAGGGAAAGGAGGAUAUGCUAUACGAGUUUAUGCUAUGAAUGUUAGCCUAUUAUUUUCAACUGUUGACUCAUGUAACUGAAACGGAAAGAGGAUAACGCUUGUUUUUUUUCCAAGGGAAAGGAACUUUAAAGUGACAUGUUUUGGAGCGCGUGCUCCGAUAAGAUAAGAAGGGACCGAAGCUGUAACUUUGUCGCAAUUUUCUAGCCAUGUGUAGCUUGUUAUUGGAAUGAGUGGGACAACAAUCUACUGUGUAUAGCCUACAACUCCUAAACAAGACACACACAAUAUGGGUCGUUUUGGACUUGGAAACAUUAUAUAAAUAAUGUUCUCUUUUCGGAUUGUAUGUGUAUUAAAAUGUAAUAAUAACAUGGGGACAUUAUUUUGAUCAUCAGUGAAGAAGACACGUGAGGACUUCUUGAGAGCGAGGCUGAGUAGGAGCCAAGCUCGAGCUGUCACUGGCGGCUGUCAAAACACUGCGCGUGGUGUGGAAUAAAAAGUGAAUAUUUGAACAGCUGAACCCAGAUUGUCUGUUCCACCCGAUAAAAAUCGUUAUAUGAUUAAAAAAAACGGAAUAUCGGGGAAGGAUGUUUAAAGAAGGGGAUAGGAAAGAGGAAAGGACUUACAAUCAUUUCAACUGCCAGAUGAGAGCGGGCAGAGCAACACACGAGUACAAAGUGGACAGCGAGGGCUUCCAAAGGCAAGGGACGAAUUAAUGGAAUGUGAGUGCUGACGUAAUACAGAGGUCGGGAUAAUGAGCUACUCAAGAGCCUGGAACGGUCCUUUUAUAUGAUCUUCCUCUGCCAGAUGUUUCACUUAGUACUGUUACCUCAUUGCCCGCGCACCGUCCGCCAUCAUUGAUCAGAUAUUAGUAUUUCCCCCUUCACGUCACUCCUCCAGCCUUCAUAAUGGCCUUGCAGCCGCUGCAACACCGGCAGCAGCAGCUUCUCCCACAUGCCACGGAGGUUAGCUGCGCCUCAAGCAGCGACGGCGCGGUGACUGUGCGGAUUAUCGACAACACUAAGCACACACAACACGCGCCGUCGCCACAGCAUCGACAAUAUCAUGACUCUCCCCCAACCCCAACGACAAGGGACAGCAAUACCAGAGGAGGAUGGAGUGGAGAAGGUGGGGCUACCACUACCGCCAAAGGAGAUCCCUCCAAACCCUGCACCAAAUACAGCAUCUCCUCCAGCUGUAGUUCAGGGGAGUCGGGAGUUCGGAGGGCUGUUAUGAAUAAGUUACACAGCCAGCAGAAGACUCUGCCCCAGUUGUUUGAGAGGUCUGCUGCCCAGUGGUGGGACCCCAAGUUUGAUUCACCGAUACUCGAAGAGGCGUGCCGUGAGAGGUGCUUCCCGCAGACUCAACGCCGCUUCCGCUAUGUUCUGUCGUACAUGGCCUCCGCCUCGCUCCUUUGGGGCGUGUAUUUCGGGGUCAACCACGACCGCUGUGACCCGGCGACCUUCCUCGCCCCGACCGCCUCCUUCCUCCUUUUCCUCCUCCUCCUCUUCCUCUUUACCUUGACAAGGACCUAUACUCACCUGUACAACCAGGCCUCGCUGCUCCUCAUUGUGGCCACAUUCGCCAUCACUCUGGCUCCUCAGAUCCAGACAGGAGGCUUCGUCUACCUGGAGAGAACCAGGGAUGGCAACCUGACAUUCCCUCGCACCCCAGGCGGAGUGGGCCCUACUCGGGCUCCCUGCAUCUCCCCAGUGGGCACCUUCUCUCUGUGUAUGGAGGUCCUGCUACUACUCUACAGUGUUCUCCAUGUGAGGCUAUAUGCUUCAGUUUUACUGGGGCUCCUGUAUUCAGUCCUAUUUGAAGCCUUAGGGUGGCUGCCCCUGCUCCAGGGGAGAGAUGGCAGUGGAGGAAAUUAUGGGGGGAAUAGGUGGGGCGAGGCUGGGGUUGGAGGUGCAGAAGGGUCCCUAGGUUCUGGAUCUAGUCCUGGAGGUCUUGGUUCUUCUAGCUCGGAAUGGGACACCCUCCGCUGGCUGGGCCCGGCUAAGGCCCUCCUCCACCUGUGUGCCCACGCCAUCGGCAUCCAACUCUUCAUCAUGUCCGAGGUGCGAUCCCGCUCCACCUUCCUCAAGGUGGGGCAGGCCAUCAUGCACGGCAAGGACCUGGAGGUGGAGAAAGCGUUGAAGGAGCGCAUGAUCCACUCUGUCAUGCCAAGGAGGGUCGCCGAUGAACUGAUGAAGCAGGGGGACGAGGAGAUGGAGGGGAACGCAGGGAAGAGAUACUCUGCCGGGGCUUGUUCGGCGUCGGCUGUGUCCACGGUCGGAGGUCCUGGGGGGGCUUCGUCGAUCGCGGCGAGCCCCAAGAACCAUCCCCAUCAUCAUAGUCAUCAUAAGAGGAAGAAGACUUCGAUCCCCAGAGGCCAGAUCAUCUUCAGGCCAUUCAACAUGAAGCGGAUGGAGCCUGUUUCUAUCCUCUUUGCGGAUAUCGUCGGCUUCACCAAAAUGUCUGCCAACAAGUCCGCCCACGCCUUGGUGGGGCUCCUCAAUGACCUCUUCGGCCGUUUCGACCGGCUGUGUGAGCUGACGCGCUGUGAGAAGAUCAGUACACUGGGAGACUGUUACUACUGCGUGGCGGGAUGUCCCGAGCCACGUCCUGACCACGCUUACUGCUGUGUCGAGAUGGGACUAGGCAUGAUCGUGGCCAUUGAGCAGUUCUGCCAGGAGACGUGUGAGACGGUGGACAUGAGGGUGGGGGUCCACACCGGCACGGUCCUCUGUGGGAUCCUGGGGAUGAAGCGAUUCAAGUUCGACGUGUGGUCCAACGACGUCAACCUGGCCAACCUCAUGGAACAACUGGGCGUCGCCGGGAAGGUACACCUAUCAGAUGCCACCGCCGGGUUUCUGGAUGAUCGCUACCAGCAGGAGGACGGGCGGGUGUUGGAGAGGGCGACGCAGGGCCUGAUGGAGAAACUGAAGGGGAUGAAGACCUACCUGAUCUCAGGGAGGAAGAUAGAGCAUGCUCAGUGUGGUUGUUCUCAGGACAUCCUGACCCCGUGCCCUCGCCCCCACACCUCUGCCCUCGUGCCUGGGGGGGCUGCUGCCCUCUGUGUGUCCUGCACUGUGAAUGGGGAGCAGACAGAGGAGGGGGCCGGACUCAAUGGAUGCCAGGAUGAACAUAAGACUAACAGCGCCAAGUUUACUCCAGGCUGCAGCCCCAGGGCGCUGAAUGGCAUUCUCAGUCCUCCACUGGAGGACUCGGUGAUGGCCAGCCAGAGCUCUCUAUGUGACAUGCUCCAGGAGAAAGAAAAGAAGACCAGUACGGGCACAGGGACGGGUACCAGCCUCGGUAUGGGGGGUCCAGGAGGGGCGGGACCGGGGGGCACAGGCAUGGACCACUCCGCCCUCAUCCCGCUACGCUCCAAGAACUUCAGGGAGAAGAGUGACGUCCAUUUUGUUGAUGUCAUCAAGGAGGACAGUCUGAUGAAGGACUACUUCUUCAAGCCUCCCAUCAACAAGCUGAGCCUCAACUUCCUGGAGAGACCUCUGGAGACAGCCUACCGCAUCAGCUACCAGGAGGAGGUGGAGACCCAGGCCCCGGUGCAGACCUUCGCCAGCCCUACCUUCAGCUCCUUCCUGGAUGUUCUCCUAUCCUGCUCUGUGUUCCUCGCCCUCACCUUGGCCUGCUUCCUGGUUCCCAUGGUCACCAUGGAGUCGCCUCCGGCAACCGUCCUGGGAUUGGCUACCGCUGCUGGUCUGUUAGAGCUGGUCUCCCUGGUGCUGUCCAUACGUAUGACGUUCUACCUGGACAACGUGUUGAGCUGUACCCAGACCUUGCUGAGGGUGGUGUCAGGCUGGAUCCCCCGUCAUGUGAUCGGGGCCGUGCUGGUCUCACUUCCUGCCGUGUCCGUGUUCUCACACCUCGCCUGCAGCCUCCACCUGCCCAUCCAGGUAACCAUGUUCCUGUGCUGUGCAGUGACCAUAGCCAUCAUCCAGUACUGUAACUUCUGCCAGCUGAGUUUCUGGAUGAGAUCUGCCCUGGCCACAGCUGUUGGUGUGGCUCUACUAGUGCUGCUCCACAGCCCACUCAACAGGACAGGCUCCAGUAAUGACAGUUCUCCAGCGAUGGGUAAUCUCACCAAUGAGACAUGGUCCACUCCAGAACCACGUUCCGACGCCAUGGACCCCGUGAGACCCCUAGACCUACUGGUCCCAGAAGCGGUACUCACCUACUUCCUCCUCCUUCUAUUGGUCUGGUUUUUGAACCACGAGUUCGAGGUCAGCUACCGUCUCCAUUACCACGGCAACAUAGAGGCCGACAAGCACCGCGUCAAGAUCCAGAACAUGCGGGACCAGGCAGACUGGUUGCUAGGCAACAUCAUCCCAAUCCACGUCGCCGAGCAGCUCAAGGUGACCCAGUCGUACUCCAAAAAUCACGACAACGCCGGGGUCAUCUUUGCGAGUAUUGUGAAUUUUUCUGAAUUCUACGAGGAAAGUUACGAAGGCGGGAAGGAGUGUUACCGAGUGCUCAAUGAGCUCAUCGGCGACUUCGAUGAGUUGCUACGGAAACCGGACUUCGCCAACGUGGAGAAGAUCAAGACGAUCGGCGCCACGUACAUGGCGGCGUCCGGGCUGAACCCUCAGCAGUGCAUUGAUGAUUCCCACCCCAACUCUAACCACCUGAGGGCGCUGUUCGACUUCGCCCUCGAGAUGAUGGGUGUUUUGGACGACUUCAAUAAAAACAUGCUAGGCUUUGGGUUUAAGCUCCGUAUCGGGUUCAACCAUGGUCCCCUGACGGCGGGGGUGAUCGGCACUACCAAGUUGCUCUACGACAUCUGGGGAGACACAGUGAAUAUUGCGAGUCGCAUGGACUCUACAGGAGUGGAGUGUCGGGUACAGGUGAGUGAGGAGAGCCACUCGGCGCUCAGCAGAAUGGGAUUAGAGUUUGACUACCGCGGUACCGUCAACGUCAAGGGCAAAGGUCAAAUGAGGACCUUCCUGUAUCCCAGGAGCACUGAAAGAGGUGGGCAGCUAUUGGCUGAACCUUGGCUACAGCCACAUCAAUUAGUUGCUGUUUUGCCCCCGGUGAAACCUGUCCAAUCACAGGCAGCCGUUGGACCCGUGGGGGAAGGGGACGCCGUUAAAACGACCAAGUCUGAUGCAGGUGCCAAUGCGCCAGCUCCUCCUCCUUUAUCCUCUUCUUACACUCCUCCCACCUCCUCCUCUUCCUCCACAUUCACCCCCCAAGCCUCUUCCAUAGGACCUCCUGGAGCUCCUUCAGGACUAGUGCCAGUUCCAGGCCCGGCCAAGCCCUGCGGGGUGAGGGCAGAUCGGGCAGAGGGGUACAGGGAUGCUCCUCCAACCCCACCAGGAAUCCCCCAAACUGGGGCUGGCCACCCCCUUGCUACGGGCACGGACCCUCACCCCCUUACGCUGGACCUAGACCCGGAGCUAGUACCCUGUACCUUGGCACAGCCUGAGGAAGAGGAGGAGGAGGAGGAAGCAAAUGAGCUGACAAAGCUCAAUAAGGAGGAUUUCAUGUCACGCCUUUGAUCCAUCAAGUGCUGAUCUAGGAUCAGCUCCCCCUUAUCCAUAUAAUCCUAUUCAUUAUGAUUUUAAAGUUGAAACUGAUCCUCGAUCAGCACUCCUUUCUCUGAGCUGAGCUGAAGACAGAAGUAGCUACAGAUACAGGUUUGUAGGGAUGGAAGGAGUUUUUUCCCCUAACUUAUCCAUUAAUCACCUUUCUGAACCAAAACAGAUGUUUUCACAUGAUGAAAUGUGACUGCAGACAGAGUGACCUUUGGACAUUGACUUGUAGUCAAGCUAUGAUGGCUCAUCACUUUUCUAUAGGAAGGGGGAGGGCUGUGUUGAGCACAGUUAUUGUGGCACAAUAUAAUGGAGGGGGAGGGAGGAGGAGGAGUAGAGAAAGGGUUUCUGCUUGUUGGUGAGGUUUUAUUUUUCUUAUGCUUUGGUUGAUAUGUAAAGAAGUGCCUUCAGGACAAGAACCGUUAACGAACAAGAAAUGAAUAUGGAACAAAAACACAAAAAAGGUUGGAACAAUCUUUAGCAUGACUUAUUUUUUAUAUUUCAAACCUAGUCUACCGAUGAUGCUGUGGUUCUUUUACUACAAGUAGUUUUUUCAAUGCAAUUUGUUUUGUUAUUGUAUCGUUAUCGUUUGUGCCAUAUUCAGUUUUUCACUUGAUCAGUUGUAGCCUAUUCGUCUGACCGUAAAGGGAAAUAAAUGACGUGCCAGACAGUGGUGGAUUAUGGGUAAGAAGCAUGGGUAGAAUAAGGGAAUGACAAAAAGCAGUGUUAUUGGUGUUUCUGCUUUGAGACAAUGGCUUAGAGUGUUUGUGAUGUGCUACAUAGACCCAAUACUAAAGGGAAAACCAACAUAGGGAUUUAUCUUCACACUGACGCUUUUUUAUGUCCAACUUUUCAGGAAGCACAUUUUUUUUAAAGAAACUUCCGUAUAGCUUCUUUAAGUGGUCUGUGGAACAUAACUGUCGGAACCAUAGGUCUCCUGACUGGGUCUCACACAACUUCUCCUAGACCUCUCCUAAAUGGAAAUGGCAAAUUGGGAUGGUAGCCUAUACCAAGCAGUCUUGACAGUAAGAAAACUGAACAAAUACGUUAUAGCACUCUCAAGUAACGAUUAUACUCUAACAAGUAUACUGAAAAAGCACAAAUCUAAAAAUUGUUUAAGGGAAUCAGUGUAGGAAAUUAAAGGGACUAUUUGCUUAUAUCAAAAUGGGAAAGCACUUAAAAUCUUUAGGGAUAAAAGUGUUAUGUGUUAAAAGUAUGACAUUCGCCAAAAGGAACAGAAUUCAUUACAAACAGUUUAUUAACAUGUUAUAACAUGUAUUAAUGUGUAUUGAAGUGAAAACUCAAGUUUGUAUGAAGUUCUAUCCAUUGUGUUAGUUGCCACAGAAACAAAUUAUUUUGACCGACACCCGAUUCAACCAAUGGCUAAUCACGGCUGUCUUUAGCUUUGUGUGACAUGCUGGUUUGAGAGGUGGGACGUUUAAUCUUUUAUCCAAUCACAGCCUCUGCAUGAGGGAGGCUCUACUGUAUUAAUGUACUUAAAAUGUGCCACUUUCAUCAAGUUAUUAUUUGGGUGCAAUGCAACCUAUAUUUUUUUCAACUAUUUCUUUUUCAAGUAAAUUUUUUGUAGUGCCUAAAAAAUAUAUUUUUUGUUGAGUUAGUAUGAUGAUGAUAGCAAUGAUGAUGAUGAUUGUAUGUUCUAUGAAAUGAUGAAUUGCCUUGAGCAGUUCCAACUGCAACUCCUGUUUUGAGAAAAUCAACAUCUUGCUCACUUGUUUUUUUUGUCUCUCUCUCUCUCUCUCUCUCUCUUUCUGUGACUGAUUCUAUGUGAAGAGUGGUGUGCCCAAGGUCUCUUCCUUGCUCCCUCGCUUUUCUCUUUUCUCUCACCUUGCCUUUUCCCCUCUUUUCUGCUCAAGCUUUUUCUUCUGAAAGAAAGGGUCUAUAGGGGAUUAUUGUGUCUUACAUUUCAGACAGAAAGUAGUAUGAAAAUCUGUAUCGUGCGCGUGUGCUUUUUUCCCCAAGUCUAUUUGACUAAGGAGAAAGAGUGAAAGUUGAAGUUGCCCCUUGGUGCUGAUCAAGGGUCAGUUUUGUGUUUUACUUCCUAAUGGUGGAUGCUCGGACUUGGAUAGAGUAAUCUGAUGAGUAAUCUUUGGGGAUACCUCUACUCUAAACUGCAGGGAGAACCAAUAAGAGCUAGUUUAAGGGUCUUUAAGUGGGCUAACAGACAAAUUAUAAACAUAUGAUGCGAAUCAAAGCAGAUGGCCUAUAACUUCAAGGUGAGUGCCCAUAACGUUUAACGUUUGGGACUUUUGUUUACCUACCACCAAUAUGUACUUCUAAUAUGUCAGUACCUUUUGCUAGACAUCUUGUGUGGAUAAAGUUUGGUGGCUUAUUGUCAGCCUUAUUGAUAUUCUUAUCCUCAAAUGCCUUUCCACUUCCAAUAACUUUGAAGCACAUUCAUAGAUUCUAUAUAUCUGACUAUAGUUAAUAAUUCGACACACACCAUUUUUAUAUUAUGAAUUAAAGUACUGUGGAUCUUUGUAUUAAAUAUUUGGAUAUAUUUUUAUUUAUCACACUUGAAAAAAAAGCCAUACUUUAUUUUUCACUUCCAUAGAAGCAGACCGUAUUUACCAUCAAUCGUGUAUCUAUUUGGUUUAUGAUUGCUUAAGUAAGUGUUUGUGCAUUGAAUCACACUUGUAUUUAUUUUGGUAGUUAGAGUGAGAUGGAGUACAGUAGCGAUUUGUAUUGAGUUUGGAGUGAAAGGGCACAGUAACCAAGACUGGUAUCCAAGGGACAAUUUUUUAAAAGGGAACUAGGCAGAAGAGGGAGGAGGGAUAUGGGCAUGCCACCCUCUUACUAAAACCUUCACCAAUACUGAGAAAUAAAAAAGGGAAUAUAAGUAAAAACUAAACUGUAUCAAACUCUGUGCUCUCUGGUAAAAUGGGAGGAAUGGGAGGGAAUGACUUUGACUUUGCUUGUUUGAGUCUGACAUUUUCACCACUUUGCUCUGUGUGUGUGUCUUUGUUCUUGUGUGUGUGUGUGUGUGUGUGUGUGUAUGUGUGUUUGCAUGGACAUACUUAGGUUUUUUGCUACCACUUCUCACCCAUACACUCCCGCCAUUGGUCAUUGAUUUCUUUAUUUGCCUCUCUUGACAUUUCUAACCAACCUUAGGGUUUGUUUGUUAGCUUUCAUGACAUGGAUAAAGCCUCCAGAAGUCUAUUUUAAUUGAGCCCAAGUAGUAUAAUUCAAAAGAAUAUAUAAUAUAUAUGCCAUUUAGCAGACACUUUUAAACAAAGUGACUUACAGUCAUGUGUGCAUACAUUUUACAUAUGGGUGGUCCUGGGAAUCAAACACCCAAUCCUGGCGUUACAAGCGCCAUGCUCUACCAACCAGGCCAUGCAGGACCCAACUGAGCCAUACAGGAUAAUUAUGCUAUACAAUAUCUAAUACGAAUUGGGAAACAAAAGCCAACAACGAACAAACUAAUUAUUCAGUAAUUAACAUAAGCUUAAACAUCAAGAAUGCAUAGAACAGAGAGAUUAAAUAUAUAUUGUUUGAACUGAACCAGUGUCUGAGCCUGUGUUUCUUUCUGAAGAAAAAGUCCUUUUACCAGGCCUUCAUAGUAAAUACAAUUGUUGAGACAAUAUAGUUUUAUUUAUUUUUACUGUUUGGGGUGCAGAUGUACUACAUAUUUGUGGGUGUGUUAGCACAUUCAAACUAUCAUCACAAGCAAAAAAAAGUUGAUAAUUCACUCGCGAUUAAAUUGCACACUCACUUUCUUUCACUGCUAUUGUAAAUUAACCAUAGUAAAUUAGCUCCAAUGUGUUAUUUCCACACUGGGGAUAACAAUAUAUAUUGAAAAAAGCCAAGUGUUUUAAUUUGUUUAUCUGAGAUGUAUGUUGUUUUUUUGCUUGUUUAUAUUUGCCUUUUUCAAUCAGUCAGUGUGCUAUUGUGUUUGUUUAUUUGUUAUUGUGCACAUUAACCAUAGCCAAUGUAUCAUUUUUAAACACGAUGAACAUAAUCUGUAUACAUUUGCACAAGGCACUCACUAUGUAUGUACAUAUGCAAUAUGUAUUUGAUGUCACAUUUAUGAUUUUGUUUCAACUUUUUGUACAUGUGCCUGAGCCAGAUUUGGACUUUUUGUGAAAAACGAUGAACAGGAGAACACUUCAAUAUCAAACUGUUUUGUCGUCUGCCUGGCUGUCUGGGUGACUGUGUGAAUGAUAUAUUACGUAUGAUCUUUCAAGGGCUUGUCAAAAUAAGUAUUUUAGAUGCUGCAAGUGCAGCAAUAUUUCUACCAUAAUUAUGACAACCAACAAUCCCCUGCAACUAGCAUAAGUACAAUAGUAAUAUAUUUUGUUCCUUAAUUCAAGAGCCUGAUGUUAAUGUGGAGACCUAUUAGGCUUAUUAGACAAUCCAAAGUCCAUCACACUGCCAUGUAUUAAAGAAGAUGGACAUUGGAGGGUUUGUUUGGGUGAUAGGAGGAGAGCAGCAUUGUGUGCCAACAUACACAGGAGAGAUGAGGCCAGUGGGAAGGUAGGCCUGGCAGGUAAAUCAAGAAAAGUACAGAAAUUAAAGGAUCCAAACUUUUGUUUACUUGUGUCAUCUUCAUUUUAGCCAUAUUUCAUGUUAGAGAAGACUGAUCAGAUAGUGACUUCGGCCUAGCUGCAUUGAUCCACACAUUUUAGUGAAUAAUUCACAAAUGUUAUUUCUCAUUUGAAUCACACUUGUAUUUAUUUUGGUAGUUAGAGUGAGAUGGAGUACAGUAGCGAUUUGUAUUGAGUUUGGAGUGAAAGGGCACAGUAACCAAGACUGGUAUCCAAGGGACAAUUUUUUAAAAGGGAACUAGGCAGAAGAGGGAGGAGGGAUAUGGGCAUGCCACCCUCUUACUAAAACCUGUAUACAUUUGCACAAGGCACUCACUAUGUAUGUACAUAUGCAAUAUGUAUUUGAUGUCACAUUUAUGAUUUUGUUUAAACUUUUUGUACAUGUGCCUGAGCCAGAUUUGGACUUUUUGUGAAAAACGAUGAACAGGAGAACACUUCAAUAUCAAACUGUUUUGUCGUCUGCCUGGCUGUCUGGGUGACUGUGUGAAUGAUAUAUUACGUAUGAUCUUUCAAGGGCUUGUCAAAAUAAGUAUUUUAGAUGCUGCAAGUGCAGCAAUAUUUCUACCAUAAUUAUGACAACCAACAAUCCCCUGCAACUAGCAUAAGUACAAUAGUAAUAUAUUUUGUUCCUUAAUUCAAGAGCCUGAUGUUAAUGUGGAGACCUAUUAGGCUUAUUAGACAAUCCAAAGUCCAUCACACUGCCAUGUAUUAAAGAAGAUGGACAUUGGAGGGUUUGUUUGGGUGAUAGGAGGAGAGCAGCAUUGUGUGCCAACAUACACAGGAGAGAUGAGGCCAGUGGGAAGGUAGGCCUGGCAGGUAAAUCAAGAAAAGUACAGAAAUUAAAGGAUCCAAACUUUU
Messenger RNA from Salvelinus fontinalis (brook trout), 12283 nucleotides. RefSeq names its product adenylate cyclase 9 (gene adcy9a). The record is from RefSeq and is a predicted model, not a curated record. Lineage: Eukaryota; Metazoa; Chordata; Actinopteri; Salmoniformes; Salmonidae. The coding region runs from base 2229 to 6827 and encodes 1532 amino acids. Gene Ontology annotation, biological process: adenylate cyclase-activating G protein-coupled receptor signaling pathway; intracellular signal transduction; cyclic nucleotide biosynthetic process. The transcript is spliced from 13 exons. Gene Ontology annotation, molecular function: adenylate cyclase activity.